AUGGCAACUUCAGUAACAUCCAUCCAUUUCUCCCAGGAGUUGCUUCAAAGCUUCCACUCGAGAAAAUUUCUCUUACACUCCUCUCUUUACCCAGCUGAAGGGCACAGUUAUUCCAUCAAUGAAACCUUGCUUACAAAUGCAUCCGUUGUUCUCUUAGCCCUCGUUUGCACCAUCAUUUCCGCUUCUGGCUUGUUCUGUAUGGUCAAGUGUGCAAAUAGAGGCUCAUCUUCUGUUGCUGCUUCUUCUGAGCCAGAGUUAGCCGAUGCAGGAGUUGAGCACAAAGCCUUAAAUUGCUUCCCGAUCAUAAAAUACGCAACCGGGCCGAAACUGCCGGGCCUGGACACCGCUUGUGUUAUAUGCUUGUCGGAGUUCACUGCCGGGGAGCGUCUCCGUAUUUUGCCAAACUGCAACCACGGAUUUCAUUCUAGUUGUAUAGAUACAUGGCUUGGUUCACAUUCUUCAUGCCCUACGUGCAGGCACUGCCUGACCGAAACCUACAAGAUUAAUAUGGAAAGCAUGCAUUCAGUGGAACAGUGAGCUAAGUUUGCACCAGGGAAAUGCAAUGUGGCAGUGGU
Molecule: messenger RNA, 575 nt
Organism: Hibiscus syriacus
Lineage: Eukaryota; Viridiplantae; Streptophyta; Magnoliopsida; Malvales; Malvaceae
Product: RING-H2 finger protein ATL78-like
Exons: 1
Coding region: 1-537 (178 amino acids)
Biological process (GO): protein ubiquitination
Molecular function (GO): transferase activity
Source: RefSeq, a predicted model, not a curated record